Molecule: messenger RNA, 5474 nt
Organism: Poeciliopsis prolifica (blackstripe livebearer)
Lineage: Eukaryota; Metazoa; Chordata; Actinopteri; Cyprinodontiformes; Poeciliidae
Gene: ikzf2
Product: IKAROS family zinc finger 2
Exons: 9
Coding region: 187-1947 (586 amino acids)
Biological process (GO): regulation of transcription by RNA polymerase II
Molecular function (GO): RNA polymerase II cis-regulatory region sequence-specific DNA binding; DNA-binding transcription factor activity
Source: RefSeq, a predicted model, not a curated record
GUGGCACCCAAUCGGAAGUCUCGCUUGUUCCAAAACGUUCGGCCGCAGUCGGGUAUCAUCGGCUAUUUCACUUGUCACUUGCGAGUGCAGGCGCCGUACGGAUCGGUGAUCUCAUUGGGGUUGAGUACCUGUACCAGCAGGCUGGCCACAUGUUUGAGGACUUGAACAUGGAUCCUAACAGCCCGGAUGAGGAUGCUGCCAUCGUCGAGGAUGUGGAUGAUGGGAUUCAAGUGGAUGAGGAGGCCCCCACCAUCUUUCCACCAGACUCAUCCUCAUCCUCCUCUCCUCAGGCAGCAUCCCUGUCAGGACCAUCCAAGUUUGAGUCAUCCCCCACCUCUCCUGGAAGCCUUGCUCCUCCUCAGGACUCCUCAGACUUUGAGAACCUCUGAAGAAAUGGAAAUGGAAACGUCUGAAGACUAUUCUACUAGUAACGGCCAAUGCUCUUCCGGCAAAGAGGACUCAAGAAUGGCGGUUGAUAUGUCACCACGUAAUGUACUAGCACUUCCCCAGGGUCCUAAUUCCCCCAAUGAAGUGGCUAUAAAGCAAGAGGAAGAUCUGGUGGAAGAUGGUGACAACAACAGCACAGCACCUGAAGAAAUGGGUCAGCCAGGAGAUGAAGGAGCAACACUGGAGGAAUCUACGACAAGCAGCCUACACAAUGGACAAGAUGGGUCUGGACCAAAUGGACCAUCAGAAGCCGGGAUUCGACAACAAAAUGGUGACAGGCCUUUCCAGUGCAACCAGUGUGGCGUAUCGUUCACCCAGAAGGGGAACCUGCUGCGACACAUUAAGCUGCACACAGGUGAAAAACCCUUCAAGUGCCCUUUCUGCAGCUAUGCUUGCCGACGCCGUGAUGCCCUCACUGGCCAUCUUCGUACUCAUGCUGUUGGAAAACCACACAAGUGCAACUUCUGUGGACGGAGUUACAAACAACGGACAUCCCUGGAGGAGCACAAAGAGCGUUGUCACAGUUACCUCAGCUUGGAUCCUGGUGCCAGCACUGGCCCUUACACAGGUGAAGUUCCAAAAGGGGGCAUGGCUGAGGCCGGCAGUAUGCCAGCCUUCGAUCGGCCACCCGUCAUUGAAAGACUGCCGACUAACGUUGGAAAGAGGAAGAGCACUACACCUCAAAAAUUUGUGGGAGAAAAGCUUCGCUACAGCUACCCUGAUGCAGGCUAUCAUGAGAUGCGCUUGAAAUAUGAAAAUAAUCCUGAAUUGAUACCACCCCACAUGAUGGACCAGGCUAUCAACACCUUGACAUACUUGGGAUCAGAUACCCUCCGUCCUAUGCUCCACCAUCCAGGUCCAUCUGUAUCUAUGGCUGAUGUUGUUCCCAUUGUCAAUCCCCUGUAUCACCAUGUUCUACCAUUUAGCCAGCAACUAGAGCGUCCAGGAAAUUGCGAAACACUUCCACCACAUCCACCCCAAUCCCAAGAGUUUCCCAGCCACCCCACUUCGAAUGGCCCUACUUCCUUAACUCGGCAGAACAAACAACCUCAGGUAUCACAGGAGGAAUCAGCAAGCAACAGUGGCGUUGAUUCGGCUGACUCGGCUCGAAGCAGCCCUCAGGAAAGGCAGGGGUACCUGAACUCCAGCGCAGCUGCAGGCCUCAGGUCCCGAGCAAGUCCAGCUGUGGGCUCUGGUGAGCGAGUUAUUGAUGCAUCAUCCAGGAGUGGGUCAGGAGUGGGAACAGGGAUGAUGCGUGUGGCAGCAGAGCGGCCAGUGGGCCAUGAAGGGGUGCGGGUGUUCGCUCGAGACGGUCACGAGCUGCGAGCCUUUCAGUGUGAGCACUGUCGACUGCUCUUUCUGGACCACGUCAUGUACACCAUCCACAUGGGUUGCCACGGCUACAGAGAUCCCUUGGAGUGCAACAUCUGUGGUCACCGAAGCAAAGACCGCUAUGAGUUCUCUUCGCACAUAGUUCGAGGGGAGCACACUUUCCAUUAAAAGGGACAAAACGGAAGCAAGCGGAAAGCUUUGGGAAUAAGACGAGCAUUAACCUGCUUUCCAUCUCUUCCCUGUGAAAGUGCAGAAGACAGUGUCACUUGUGGGCAAGUGUAGCACAAUCAAAGACUACUUUUUAAGCUACUGGUUGUAAAUUGGAGCACAUGAAGGUAUGGGCCAAAGACACAUUUUGUACUUAUUUAACUAACUCAGAACAAAGAAGUUGUUUUUUUUUUCCUAUUUUCUAACCAAUUAAUUGUUUAUGAGAGCAGCUGCCAGCUUUCUCCUGGUUUUUCAUUUUAAAUUUAAAAUGGAAUUAUCUUUUUGUAGCUUUUGAGUUUUAAUAUUUGUCAGCUGCGAAACUCACAGUUACAUAAUCAUGUACCAUGAAGGCUCAAUAAAUGUAAGAAAAAAUGGAAAGUAGCUUAGAUCAAUCUCACCAGUGCAUUACUGAAUUGACUGGAAAUUUAGGAUGAACAAAAAGAGAAAUGUGUAAUUUAAUUAAAUUAAGAUGAGAGGAGACAUGUCAAUCCCACUGACAACACAAUGGCCACACAAUGUCAAAGUAGUUUUACAAUCAAAUACAUUUUGGAAAUGAAAAUGUAAUGUUUUCUAAAUUAUACAAUAAAUUUCAAAAGUAUAUUGUGUUAUACAUGUACAUCAGUGUCAAUCUGAAUUAAUUCAUGGAUCCUUUGGUAAUUGGAUGUGCUUCUUAGAGAAUAAUGACGAAAAACAAUUUAAAUAUAGAUUUUUUUUUUUUUGCAAUUUUUUUGUUCAAAAUAUAGAAAAAUGAGAGUUUUUUUUAUAUUUUAUAUUUUAUUUGGUCUAUAAUAGAUGGGGAGAAAUUUAAUUUACCUUUAAAUUGAAAGCUUGACUAUUCUUGUGGAUAUUUUUAAUCAUCCUAUGCUGACAUUGGGAGGUGCUAUUCUCCUUUACAUCUUAAUAUCAAGUUUUUAUUUAUUUUUAAACCUUCAUGACCUCAAAAAACAGCUUGUAUUUCAAUUCAAUAUUUGCAUUUUAAAACAAAGUUUUUUGUUUUUUUUUUCCCAAUACUGGUUUGUGAUGUGCAAAUACAAUUAUCAAUGCAUUCAUGGUCAUCAUUCCAAACUUGUAGUUUUAUUUUUUUGACACAUGCACUUACAAGAUCAAGUCACAGAGCAUGCUGAAAGGUAAACAGUACCCAAGAUUGUUGCCUUAUUGUUCAUAUUCAUAUCAAAUCUCAGACGUAUUCUUUAUUGUAACAUUCCAAGUACUCCAUAAAUACACAUGAAAGUAUUUGUUUCCCUUUUUGAUUUCUGCAACUCUAGCACAGUGCUAGAUUCACAAACAUGACCAACUUUAAAGACUUAAGACUUAUUUAAGUGUGGUGUUAGCCAAAUUUUUAUGUUAUCAGGAGUAUCUUUAUUUCCAGCUUUUCAAAAUAAAACUAUUUCUUGUUUUGUUCAUUCAGAAAUUAUACAUUCUCGUUUAUUCACUACGUGUGAUAGGGUGCCUUGGAACAAGUUUACUGUUUAGACUUUACAUUAAUGUCUAAACAUUUGACAACAGAUAUUUUAAGAUCAAAUUAAACUUAAUAUCAAAUAUUUAAAAUAUAUAAAUGUAACAUGGCUUAAUAAUAAGCACAUUGCAGCUUAUUAUAUACAGGAAAAUUACUUUUGAACAUGCUAAUAAAUUAAAUGCAAAGGCCACUUACCUAUUUGCUUUUAAGAGAGGGACUUAAACCAUUGUACAACAAAAAUAUAUUUCACAGAUAGACACCCUUUCUGAUGUACCUCACUUUUUAAUCUUUUUGGAUUUAAACAUGAAACCAUAUGAGAGAUUCAAUAAAAUGUGUAUUUUUGUUGCAUAGUAGAUACAUGCAGAUUGCACUGUUUGUCCUUUGCGCAUUAUCGCUAUUGCAAAGAAACGGUUUACUGAUGCUGAAGCUAAAGUGUUGCACUGCGUUGGUUUUCAUCUGCGGUUUUAUUAGACCUAACGUUCUCUAAUGGGGCUGCUCUUUUAUCUGCUCCUCUUCAACCCUCAUCUCACGAACAAGCAAGAACACACUAGUUUCCUUCACUUUGAAUCUUGCUUUGCUUACUUUCUAUAUGCCAUUACAAUAAUGUAUGACCUUUAACAGCAAAAAUCAAGAAAGGAGCAGGAUGAACUAGGGGAUAAGUGAACAGAAUGUGGUUUCCCUACGUACAAUAGUACUAAUCUAAAGAAACUUCCAGCAUAUCAACUUCAUCAUUUAAGAAAUAUGUAAAUGAUGUUAACUACCAACUUUUUACUGUAGUUCAUUAAAGCACAGUAAAUUUGGGCUAAAGAGGUGGUACUUUCAUAACUUCUCAGCACUGUGCUCAGUACAGUAGAUCAUGGUCAUGCACUUUAUGUAUCUGUCUAGGCAAUGCUAUUUUAAUGCAGGCAUAACAGAAAACAAUCCUGUUUAUUCUUAGAACAACCAUGGAGCACCAUAAAAAAGGCAAAACUUUGUUUUUUUCUGAUCUUAUGAAUAUGCUUGUUUUUUUUGUUUUGUUUUGUUUUUUAUGUAAGAAGUUCCGCAAGAUAUAAGCAUUAUUUGUUUCAUCCAACAUUUUAAACAAUCCUGUAGGUUUCCUGUAUUCAUAAAUUCAAAAGGCAGCUUUUUUCUUGUACAUGUUGCCUCUUAGCAUAGGAACUCAUGGUAAGGUUUUGGUAUUGGAAAUUGUUUACACCUUGCAGCUUUUAUAGUAAAUAUUUUCAUUAUUUUGUCUAUUUACCACUGUAUAUAUUUAGUCAGGUUUCUGCAAAUGUUUAUGUUUUUAAAGGGGUUAUUACGGGAAAAACAAGCUUUUGAUGUAUUGCUAAUUGCAUUUUCUUCAUGAUUCUAAUCUCAACUUGUAGGUAUAAUACAACUCUACCUGUCUGUCUCAUCCAAGUAGCCAUAUAAACAAAGCAAACGGAAAAGUCUUCUUUCACCCUCUGUGUAACUGAGGACUUUACUUGAAAAUUCUAAUCAUUGCUUAUGCUACAUGUUGUGUUUUUUGUAAGUUUUGAUGAAGAGCCUGGUAAAUGUCUAUUUUUCUGCUGAAAUGUUAAUACAAAUAAUUUUGUGAACUUUGUAUGGUUUUGAAGUUUAACAAAUGUUUACAAGAUUGUACAAGGAGUGGUUCUGAGUGGAUGAUAAUGAUAUUGGCACUGAAUAUAGAAGUUAUUCAGGAACGUGUGCUGACUGAUGAGUUUUCAUAUUGACAGACUUUCUAAUGUAAGGGCUCUCAGGAAUUUGAAUAGGCGUUGUACUUUUUAUGUAGUUUAUUUAUCAAGAAAGAUACACAGAGAUUUAAGUGUCUCUGAUGCCUCUUAACACUCAAAGUGGUGAAGGAAAUUGUUCAGCCCUGUAUUUUCUUUCUAUGCUCUUUUUUUUAUCCGUAUUGUCUUUAUUUUUACUUUGCAUCAUUGACUAUAUGAAGACACACAGCUGUGAACAUUGCAGUGUACAUUUUAAGGCAUGAUUUCCCUGAAUUAAAGAAACGGUUUUGCUGCUUCACUCGUGUUGUGAAUUUUGAAAAAGA